Linepithema humile (Argentine ant) is the source of this 5821-nucleotide messenger RNA. RefSeq names its product synaptic vesicle membrane protein VAT-1 homolog-like. The record is from RefSeq and is a predicted model, not a curated record. NCBI's taxonomy places the organism in Eukaryota, Metazoa, Arthropoda, Insecta, Hymenoptera, Formicidae. Gene Ontology annotation, molecular function: oxidoreductase activity; zinc ion binding.
AGUAAGAAUGUUAUGAAAUGUAUUUCAAUGCUAAAUUUUUUAGGCGAUAUUCGCAAUUUUGUUCUUUAAGAUUUGUAACGACGUUGACGAUCGCGAUAGAACCCCGUACUUUGUUCUCCCAUUUUCUUCGAUUAUUCAUAGAAACAAUUAUACGGUAGCGUCAUCAAGAUCAGACGGCGCCUCGCGUUUCGCAAAUGUCAUUCCGCACGAUUUGCAAUUAUGAAGCGCGGCAUCCAUCGUGUACAUACAUCCAUCGCGCCUGAAAUCGAUAGUCCUGCUCGAAACACAGCGAGAGUUGUUGUAUUUUCGAAUUUUUAGGUUAUAAUACGCGUGAUUGAGGGUUGCAAGAGGGGGGGAAAGAAGACUCGACAGAAAGGAACUAGUUCACCACGGCGGAGUAGGACGUGUCAUCUGCGAUUUGUCGUGCUGCGGCAUCUGCCGAAUUGCGCAUGUGUCCGGUACGAUACGAACGAGCUGGUAAAUGAUUGGCUGUUUGGUAGGUUGCCAAGCAACAGCAACAUCGCGCGCGUUACCGGCCGGCGUAGCCGGCAUUGACGAACGAAGCGGCCUUUGACACAGUGGCGUACAAUUUCGCGCAGAACGACGGCGGCUUUCGUGGAGUGCAUACGCGGCGGAUCGUAAGCGAUAUACCCGUGUCAAGCCGGAUUACUCAUACGAACGGGCACUUUCUCUCCCUCUUUUCUCUCUCUCUUUCUCUCCGUUUGCUCUCCGCUCCGCCUGUCGCUUCGCGAUCGCGGACGGUAACACAACACGUACGCUCCCUUGACGCGUAUCCCUGUAUCGCGGUUGUCGCGGACAUUCUCAGUCUUGCGGUAAAGGACGUCGCGGUAGCUUCAGAGUUUCAGGGCGUCUGAGAAGAGGUUAAACUAAAAGAUGGCAGAAGACAAGAACGAGACCAGCCCGAGUGCCGAGGGCGAGAAGCCACCGCAGGAAACGACGGCGGCGUCGCCGCCAGCCGCCAAGCCGGACAAGGAGGAACCCGCGAAAGAGUGUAAAGAGGACGAGAAGAAAAUCGAGGAGAAUGGCGAAGGUGAGAAACCGAAGGAGAAUGGCGAGGAGAAGUCCACGCCGGAGCCGAAGGACAUGCGGGCCAUCGUACUCAACGGUUUCGGCGGCCUGAAGAGUGUCAAAGCUCUGAAGAAGCCGGAACCCACCCUCGGCGAGGGAGAGGUCCUCAUACGAGUCAAAGCCUGCGGAUUAAACUUCCAAGAUUUGAUGGCCAGGCAAGGCGCGAUCGACUCGCCGCCGAAAACUCCGUUCAUCAUGGGUUCGGAGUGCGCGGGUGACAUCGAACAAGUCGGCGAGGGAGUCGAAAACUUCAAAGUGGGCGAUAGGGUGGUCGCCCUUCCUGAUCACAAAGCGUGGGCGGAGCUCGUCGCCGUGCCGGCGACGUCCGUUUUCGCGCUACCGCCCGGGAUGAGCUAUCUCGACGCGGCCGCCAUCACCAUGAACUACACCGUCGCUUACAUUCUGCUGUUCGAGCUGGCCCAUCUCACACCCGGCAAGAGCCUGCUGCUUCACAGCGCUGGCGGUGGUGUGGGUCAAGCGGUGGUUCAGCUCGCGAAAACUGUGAAGGACGUGACCAUCUUCGGUGUCUGCAGCAAGUCCAAACACGAAGCCCUCAAAAACGCCGGAACUAUCGACCAUCUUCUGGAACGUGGCGCGGACUAUAGCAGUGAAGUCAGAAAGAUUUCCCCAGAAGGCGUAGACAUUGUCCUGGAUUGCUUGUGCGGCGAAGAAUGUAACAAGGGCUACGCCCUUUUAAAGCCGAUGGGCAAAUACAUUCUUUAUGGAUCCAGCAACGUUGUCACUGGGGAAACUAAGAGCUUCUUCUCCGCUGCGCGAUCAUGGUGGCAAGUCGACAAAGUGUCGCCCAUAAAGCUGUUUGACGAGAACAAGACAUUGUCCGGAUUGAAUCUACGCCACUUGAUGUACCAACACGGCAGCCACGCGUUCGUCCGACGAGCGGUGAAUCAAGUAUACACGCUGUGGAACGAGGGCAAGAUCAAGCCGGUAGUGGACUCAACAUGGGCGCUGGAGGAUGUGCCCGAGGCCAUGCAAAAAAUGCACGAUCGCAAGAACAUCGGUAAGAUCGUGCUGGAUCCGAGUCUGGAGCCGAAGCCCAAACCAGCCACGCCGGCUAAGGGCAAAGCGAAAGACAAGAAAGCCGCGAAUCAGGAGGAGAAGAAGGCGUCUAGCGUAGAAUCGGAGGAGGGGGAGAAGAAGAAGGAGUCUGAAUUGACAAACGGUACCUCCGAGGACAAAUCUGAUAGCGAUUCGAAAGAAAAGGAAUCUAGCUGAAUUAGCAGUAGCAACUAAUCCUAUAAGACAAGAAAUUAAUAUCCACAAACAUCAAGAAUUCCCGGGAAAUAUUACUAUUACUGAGAGAGAUCCAUCGCUAUUGCCCAAGAGAACGAGAAUUUGAAUUCAACUUGUAUAAUCCACGAACAAUAUCACGCAGAAUUUACAUGCAGAUGAUCCAUAACGGGAAAACUAUAUAAUUCAUAUCGUACAAUCUAAUAAUAUAACGGGAGGGGGGGGGGAAGGCGACUCAUUGCUUAUCUCCGAGGCGAUUGCCUGUGAGAUAUGAAUAUUAAUUCCGAAAUUUUCAAUUUAGCACUGUAAGGUACUCACACAUUAUUUUUCUUUCACGUCCCAACGGGACGUCCCUCUCUUCUGUCACCGUUUGUCAUCUGCAUGUGUCUGUUCUCCUCUCCAUUUGCGUCGAGGAGACUCAACCAGCAUAUUGCAUAAGGACGAAGGAAGCAACCAAAUAAAAAUAACAAUCUUGAUGCGGUCCACUGUAGUUUACAGAAUAUAAGAACGUUAUGUUUAUUUUUUCACACCGACCAAAUGGUUAAUUUUGCGAAGAGUUGAGUGAAGAACUGUUGGAUACCAGGUGGUCAUUAGGCAGCUCGAUUUUUUCUUUUUUUUUUCUUUUUAUUAUCGCUAUUAUCAUCGUAGGAAAUGGAUGUAUCAGCCUUUCCGUACUUAUCAAAUCAAUCGAGCUCAUAAAAGAGACACAACAGAAAUAUAAGAGGUUUAAUAAUUGCUGUGUUGUCCGACAGCUUUUUACUUGGCUCUGUCUAUUUGUAUCGAAUACUAUCGCUGCUACUACGGUAUAUACUAACAUUCUCAUACACUAAUAUAAUAUUACCUCUAUUUGUAAUUUAAUGGGAUGAAAUAACAUAUUACGCUGAAAUCGAGUUUCCGUGGAUAAAAGCUAAAUGCGUAGCUGCAUUACUUUCGUAUGUAAAUUUUAUGUAUUAAAGAUGUUUUUACGCCAUCUUAUUAUUCAUCGUGAUGUUAUUGUCACGGUGAAAUAUCCUUUUAAAUUUUAACGAUAGCCAUGAAAGUCUAAUAUUUAGCAUUAUAUACACGGGGCAUUUCGCUGGAAUUUGGAUGCUCUUUUUUUCAUACUCUUUCAUACUUCAUAGUUCUUAUGUAAAAUUUUAGAUUUCGACAUUUUUCCUACGUAAAAACCAAAAAAUUAAAAAAAAAAAAUUGAAGCAUCUCAUUGUAACUGCCUAAAAUCUUAUCGCAGUCAGUAUUUUUCUAAAAAUCGGGAUAAUUCGAUCUCUACUUACAGAUCACGUGCAUUGAUCUUUGCAACGAUAUAUCAACGAGAACGCUUUUGAAAAUAGUGAGUUUCGAGUGAGUUUUGGCAAAUCGCAAUGCAAAACUAUUUAAGAAUAAAGAAUAAAGAAUUUGUUAAUGUUUAUUGCGUGCGCUAAAGAUUUUGGAUAACAAUCAAAUUUGAUAUGUAAUCUGAAUAUAAGAAUUAACUGAUAUGUAACAUGAAUGAAUUAAUUAAGCGAAAAUCUAAUUAGACUGAUUACUUAUGGCUUGGGAUUGUGACAAGCCUAGAGACAUUACUCGGCACAGAAGUGCUUUGAGAAUUAUCUUAGCGAAUGUUGGCGUAUUAUCAUUUCUAUGCGAGAUUUCGAAUCAGUUUCAAUGAAAAGACCGGACGUGUAUGCUCGUACAAUGUCUCAUCGUUUUUAUUCACAUGUACGAAUUGAUAAUGUACUUUAAAAGCUCCGAGUAUAACUUUAUUGUUUAAAUGAAAUUUUAUAAACAUAUUUAAUGACGUUGCAUCAACAUAUGUACAUGAAGAGUAAUUUAAUGAACUAGUGUCGUAGAGUAUAUCGCUUUUUUUAAUGAGAAGAAACGACUGUCUAAAAGUGAAAUACGCAAGGCCUCAUUUUUUAAUUAUAAACACGAAUCGCGUGAAUAAAGUUGUGUCGCUUUACGAUGCCGAACGCGUGACUGCAGUCCGAUAAGUUACGUUGAAUCCGCAUUGCGGUUCUUUCUCGAACUUUCGAACCUUCGAGUUAUAUUUUUUUCGACGGCAUGAUAGUCGACUGUUUUAUGCGAAUAAUAGUGAGCGAUGCGUUAUUAACGGCGAUCUGUUGAACGAGGUUUCAUAGUAAUAUAAACGAAAGAUUAGAUUGAGGAUUCUCGUGUGAGUUUUGAGAAGGUCAAAUAAAAGAACAAAAAGAUUUCGGGGGCGUAUCCUCGAUGGAACGCGGCUCGGUGGAGGAGCUGGCCGAUGCAGAACAAAAUGUGCAUAUCUCUCCGGAACGUUGGAACAAUUUUGGUGUAGCCGAUUUCGUUAGGAUUUGAUACUAGCUCUGUAUACCGAUAUCUAUAUUAUACAAACUGCUAAUGUGAAAGAAAAAAAAGACGCGGACGAGGGGGAAGGUAUGUGUCGACGAUAUCUCGCGCGCGAAUCUCGAUCGCGAGAGAAGCGUGCGAAUGCGCCAAGAAUUACUGCCGUAUCGAAUCUCUCAGUCCACACACAAAAGUACAUAAUACUAUCUUAUCAAGAAAACGUAUCGAUCUGAAUAAGAAAAAAAGACAAAAAAAAAUGAAAAUGCAAAAAUCAUGCGAUAAAUGUGGCUGCAUAUUUUGAGACAUCUUUUAACACGUAAGAUACACUUAAUCCAACACGAAGUAACAUACGACACACGACACACGGUGCCCAUACACGAAUACGACGACACACAUAUUGUAUAUUUUAUUGUAAGGCUUUAAAUGUUUCAUCAAAUAACUAUUAUAUUAUAAUAUAUCUAUAUAUUUGUAUCGAUCGUUUUCCUCCUGUCCUGAUAUUUCAUUUAGGUCCGAGGCACGAACGUCAGAAUAAUAAAUUCGGGAUGUGCGAGUGUUGUACGUGGAAUUGAAUGCGAGGGCUUUGAAUCCGGAAGCGUACGCGAAAAUCGAUUAGCGACCGAAUGUUGUUUGAGAAUGAUUGGUAGUAUAAAGCCAAUCGUUGCCAUCGUCGAGAAUGAUAAGGGAAAUUGUUAGCAGUCGCUGCGAAAAAAAGAAAAAAAGAAAUUGGUACGCGACGUAGGAGUCCGUUUUCGAACUUGAAUUUUUGCCAUUUGAAUGACGAAGGGCUCGUCUCAAGGCUAUAACCAUUCCGUUGUCGUGAUAGAGAGAGAGAGAGAGAGAGAGAGAGAGAGAGAGAGAGAGAGAGAGAGAGAGAAAGGAAGCCGAGCACAUGCAUCUUAUUAGUUACGCGUAGCCGCAGUCGUUAGAAAGCAGGACCUACAAUUUCGCGAACGUGAUACUGAUUAUAAUUAUGUGUAAAAUUGUAAAAUUUCUCGAGGGGUUCGGGUGAAAGCACCGAGCUUUUCCCCGCUGUGAGAUUCUCAGUCGCGAUUAGCGUCGCCGAAGAUGCCACGAGAGAAAGAAGGAAACCUUUGCCCGCUCCCCGUCAAGCUUGAUAUAGAUUGUAUUUUUGGCUUAUUAUUGUAAGACUGACUAUGUUGCUAUAUUAAAGAUUGCUUCAAAAACA